GGAUCUUAGUUGACGUGUAUUUAGGGCUUGCGGAGUGGUGACGUGUCUUUCAAGCGCUCCGACGGCGCACCAGACCCCUCGGAGCACACCUUCUCACCGAGUCUCACACCGCGAGCACCAGCAGCAGCAUCGCCAUGGGCAUUAAAUUCUUGGAGGUCAUCAAGCCGUUCUGUGCGGUUUUACCCGAGAUCCAGAAGCCAGAACGGAAGAUCCAGUUUAGAGAAAAAGUGCUAUGGACAGCCAUUACCUUGUUCAUCUUUCUCGUCUGCUGCCAGAUCCCUCUAUUUGGGAUCAUGUCUUCAGACUCGGCAGAUCCAUUCUACUGGAUGAGAGUCAUUCUGGCAUCCAACAGAGGUACUCUGAUGGAGUUGGGCAUCUCUCCCAUAGUCACCUCGGGCCUAAUCAUGCAACUGCUGGCUGGAGCCAAAAUCAUAGAGGUUGGAGACACGCCAAAAGACCGAGCGCUGUUUAACGGAGCCCAGAAAUUGUUCGGGAUGAUCAUCACGAUUGGCCAGGCGAUAGUGUACGUGAUGACUGGCAUGUAUGGAGACCCGUCAGAAAUGGGAGCCGGGAUCUGUCUCCUCAUCAUCAUUCAGCUGUUUGUGGCCGGUCUGAUCGUCCUGCUGCUGGACGAACUGCUUCAGAAAGGAUAUGGCUUGGGCUCCGGUAUCUCCCUCUUCAUCGCCACCAACAUCUGUGAGACUAUCGUAUGGAAAGCAUUCAGUCCAACGACGGUGAACACGGGCAGAGGCACCGAGUUUGAGGGCGCCAUCAUCGCCCUGUUCCACUUGCUGGCCACUAGGACUGAUAAAGUGCGUGCUCUGAGAGAGGCCUUCUACAGACAGAACCUGCCCAACCUCAUGAACCUCAUUGCCACCAUCUUUGUGUUUGCUGUGGUCAUAUACUUCCAGGGUUUCAGAGUUGAUCUGCCAAUCAAGUCUGCGCGCUACCGUGGCCAAUACAACACCUAUCCCAUCAAGCUGUUCUACACCUCGAAUAUUCCCAUCAUUCUGCAGUCUGCACUGGUGUCCAACCUCUACGUCAUCUCUCAGAUGCUCUCCACUCGAUUCAGCGGCAACUUCCUGGUUAACCUGCUGGGAACCUGGUCUGACGCAACAACCGGCGGACCCGCUCGCGCCUACCCAGUCGGUGGUCUGUGUUACUACCUCUCUCCUCCGGAAUCGUUCGGCUCGGUGUUAGACGAUCCGGUCCACGCAGUCAUCUACAUCGUCUUCAUGCUGGGCUCCUGCGCGUUCUUUUCCAAAACGUGGAUCGAGGUUUCUGGGUCAUCUGCCAAAGACGUGGCUAAACAGCUUAAAGAGCAGCAGAUGGUGAUGAGAGGACACCGAGAGACGUCCAUGGUGCACGAACUUAACAGAUACAUCCCUACGGCGGCUGCGUUCGGCGGCCUGUGCAUCGGCGGUCUCUCUGUCAUGGCCGACUUCCUGGGAGCGAUCGGCUCAGGGACUGGGAUCUUGCUGGCCGUCACCAUCAUCUACCAAUAUUUUGAGAUUUUCGUGAAAGAGCAGAGCGAAAUGGGCAGCAUGGGGGCGCUACUCUUCUAAUCCUCUUGCAAACCCGCAGGCGAACCUGCGAGACGCACCCUAAUCACCCCUUUUAUUAUUUUUUAUGAGUGUUAUUCCUUUUAUUUUAUAGCUGCGUCGGCACAGUGAGGUGAAGUGGUCCAUUCUGAACGGCCCGGUUUGGCUUCGAGACGGGGAGAGGGAGAUAUUUAUGGAGUGAUGAGUAAAGCUAGACUCUGUGAGCUCUGACGAUAGUCGAUGGGUAAAACCAUUUACCCCCACACACCUUCCCCCCCCCUCCCCUUUCUUUCUUUCUUUUUCUUCCUUCCUUCCUUCUCUCCUUCGUACCCCCGGCUUGCUGUUCGACUGUAUUCAGUAUAGCCAUGGCAGUGCUCACUUCUCAGUCAUGCUCGGCCUCUCAUGUAAAAGUGUCGCGCGGGUUCUCCGCCACGUUUUCUUCCUUCCUUCCAGGCCGCUCUUAGUAUGACGCCACGGGAAAAUCCACACACUCGCAGGUUUAUAAUCAUUAUUAUUAUUAUUAUUACUAUUAUUACAAAAAACCAUUAGAUUUUCAGCUGUCAAAUCCAACCGUAUGCAUUUCGAGGACUUUUUUUUAAAGGUAGUGUUAUCCAGGCUUGAAGCUGUCUACAGAUAUAGUUCAAUCAUCCACGGACAAACCCUUCGGUUUUUUUUUUUUUGUUUGUUUUGUUUUCCUCCCGACUUUGUCUGUAUAUAUGACGAAAUGUGCCACCACAUUUUUUCAAUAUGUAUAAAGAAAUGCUCAACCAUUCGUCUUUUGGGGGGGAAAAAAAAAGUGCUCAUUCUCAAUAAAAGCUCUUUUUUGUGUAAA
This is a messenger RNA of Silurus meridionalis, 2373 nucleotides long. It is a transcript of the gene sec61a1a, whose product is annotated as SEC61 translocon subunit alpha 1. Gene Ontology annotation, molecular function: signal sequence receptor activity; ribosome binding; transmembrane protein transporter activity. Gene Ontology annotation, biological process: SRP-dependent cotranslational protein targeting to membrane, translocation; post-translational protein targeting to membrane, translocation. Bases 135 to 1565 code for a protein of 476 amino acids. Lineage: Eukaryota; Metazoa; Chordata; Actinopteri; Siluriformes; Siluridae. The record is from RefSeq and is a predicted model, not a curated record. Gene Ontology annotation, cellular component: membrane; Sec61 translocon complex. The transcript has 12 exons.